This is a messenger RNA of Myotis davidii, 1440 nucleotides long. It is a transcript of the gene TNFRSF25, whose product is annotated as tumor necrosis factor receptor superfamily member 25. Gene Ontology annotation, molecular function: protein binding; transmembrane signaling receptor activity. The record is from RefSeq and is a predicted model, not a curated record. Gene Ontology annotation, cellular component: plasma membrane. Lineage: Eukaryota; Metazoa; Chordata; Mammalia; Chiroptera; Vespertilionidae. The transcript is spliced from 7 exons. The coding region runs from base 280 to 1332 and encodes 350 amino acids. Gene Ontology annotation, biological process: apoptotic process; immune response; signal transduction.
UGCCCGGCCAGGGUCCCUGAGGUCUGGAGGCCCCGGAGGGAGGGAGACAGCGGGGUCCCUCGGGCGGGGGUGGGGCUGCCUGUUUCCUGCUGGAGGGGCCCUGUGAGGGGCUGGGGGAGCCCUCCUCUUGCCCAGUCGGGCCUGUCUCCCUGUCUCAUCCCCACCCCCUGGGCACCCCUUCUGCCCAAGAACCUGAGAAGUGGGCUGCCCUGAGGGCAACAUCCCGGGGGCCUCUGACGCUGGGAGACUGGGCAGGGAGAGGCCCCGCGUGGGGAAGCCAUGCUCACGCGGGAGCCAGCAGCCCCUAUCUCCCAGGCCCUCCUGCUCCUGCUGGGCGCCCAGGGCCGGGGCGGCACCCCCAGCUCCAGGUGUGACUGUGCCCCCGACUCUCGGAAGAGGACGGAUCCACUCUGCUGCAGGGGCUGCCCGGCAGGGCAAUACCUAGUGGCCCGCUGCACAGAGCCCUGUGGCAACGCCACCUGCGUCCCGUGCGCCCAGGGCACCUUCCUGGCCCGGGAGCACCACCAUGAGACCAGCUGCGCCCGCUGCCAGGCCUGCGACGAGCAGGCCUCCCAGGUGGCCCUGGAGAACUGCUCGGCAGUGGCCGACACCAGGUGCGGCUGCCCACCAGGCUGGUUUGUGGAGUGCUUGGUCCCACACUGCAUCGGCGGCGCGCCCUUCCUCUGCCACCCGUGCCUGGACUGCGGGGCCCUGCACCGCCACACGCGGGUGCCCUGUUCCAGCAGAGACACUGAAUGUGGCGCCUGCCUGCCUGACUUCUAUGAACAUGGCAACAGCUGUGUGUCCUGCCCCACGAGCACCCUCUGGAGCUGCCCUGAGGCCUGCGCGGCUGCCUGCGGCUGGAGGCAGAGUAGGUGGCAUGCUGGGGAUCCAGCAGGAGAGCUGGGAAGGGCCGCGGGGAGCCUGGGGGUGGUUACCACCCAACACCCACCAACUGCUCCCUCAGUGUUCUGGGUCCAGGUGCUCCUGGCAGGCCUGGUGGUUCCAUUUGUGCUUGGUGCCACCCUAACCUACACAUACCGCCGCUGCCAGCCCUGCAAGCCCAUGGUUCCUGCAGAUGGAGCCGGGAUGGAGGCCCUGACCACCCUGCCGACCACCUGCCUCUUGCCCCCUGAGAGUGCCCACCUCCUUCUGGUGCCACCCAGCGGCAGUGAGAAAGUCUGCCCCGGCCAGUUGGGAGGCCACAGCUGGACCCCUGGCUGCCCCCAGACCCAGGAAACGCCUGGCGCGGAGGUGCCAUGGUCCUGGGACCAGCUGCGCAGCAGAGCUCUGGGUAAGAGACUUCACCCCAUUCGCCCAAGUCCCAGGUGAAAGCUGUGGUUUCCUGGGGCGCCGUUGCCCACUUCCCGUUCCCUAACUAACCGGGAGGACCUCCCAGGCCCUGGCCGCAGACCGCAUUCCCAGGGUCUCUCUGGUCUG